Molecule: messenger RNA, 793 nt
Organism: Zingiber officinale
Lineage: Eukaryota; Viridiplantae; Streptophyta; Magnoliopsida; Zingiberales; Zingiberaceae
Product: protein LURP-one-related 12-like
Exons: 2
Coding region: 65-688 (207 amino acids)
Source: RefSeq, a predicted model, not a curated record
CGUAUAAAUUAUACAACAGAUAACACAAGCAAGGGCACUUGGUUAAUCAAUCAGCUCAAGAGAAAUGUCUAGGAUUCAUCCCACAGUAAUCAGCAACGGCGGCAUUGAGGAGGAGCAGCAGAUUCCAUGUGCAGCGGCUGCUGCUUCGGCGUGGACAGUGUGGAAGAAGUCCAGCAUGGCUUUUCAUGGCACCGAUGGCUUCUCCAUUUACGACGGCAAGGGAAAUCUCGCCUUCCGGGUGGAAAAUUACUCGAGGAAGCACAAGUGUUUUGCAGGGGAACUGCUGCUCAUGGAUGGAGCAGGGAACGCCCUCAUGGCCUUGAAGCCGCAGAUUUUGAGCCUGCACAAUCGGUGGAGCGGAUUCAGUGCUAACAAGACCCAAGUUUUCUCCAUGAGAAGGCCAUCCAUCUUUCAGAGUUGUGAUGGGGCAGAAGUGUUCAUGGAGCCGGCAAAGGGCCGAUCGCCGGCGCCUGAUUUCCAAACCGAAGGUUGCUUUAGUAGAAGAGACUGCAAGAUUUUAGGCGCGGAUGGUUGUGAAGUGGCUAGAAUGGGUCGGAAGAAGGCGAACAAGUCGAUCACUUUGGGGGACGAUGUGUUUAGCUUGGUCAUCCAGCCAAACGUGGAUGUUGAGCUUGUAAUGGCUUUUGUAGUCAUCAUGGACCGGAUAUGCCGGAGAUCAAGAUCUUAAUUAAAACUAACAUAGGAAAUUGUUUCGUGCAUACUCAAUUAAUGCAUUUGCAAGUAAAAUGUAUCUGAAAAAUCCAUCCAAUGUUCAUAUGAAGGUUCAUCUAAA